UGUACUGAAGGAGCACGAAGAGCAGCUAUUGCAACGUCUACGUGGCCUAUGCGAUCCUGGGCAACAUUCGUUCAACGAACAUGAAAUGGUUUUCAGCCUCAAAACUGGCCAAGAUCCCGAUGUAACAGUUCGAUUGAGAAGAAAAUUCGGCGGUCCCGAUGCAAACAGUUUCCAGUGGCAUUUUCGCUAUAUGGGAGCAGCCGAGGCAGAUCCCCAAUGUCCGACCAUUGUUCGAAAAUCGAUCGAUUCGCUCAUUUAUUCGAGCAAUAUGAUGGAAUUUGUGAAAACGCUGGGAUUAAGGAUGGAUUACGAAUAUCUCACGAAAGGAUAUUUAUUUACAAAAGGAAACAUC
Gongylonema pulchrum is the source of this 352-nucleotide messenger RNA. The record is from the annotation of a GenBank genome assembly. NCBI's taxonomy places the organism in Eukaryota, Metazoa, Nematoda, Chromadorea, Rhabditida, Gongylonematidae.